AUGCAUCUUCCAACAGAGUUACAAAUACAAUGCCAACGACUUGUAGGCCUAUUGGCAGGGCGGUCAGCAACAACUGAGAAGCUUGACUCCGAAGCUUCUGACUCUGGAGAAAGGUUUGUCUUGCUACAACGCGAGGAUAGGACAUAUCAUUAUUGGAAAGAGUUUACAGAAUUGCUUCGAAUAUUGUCGCUUACUGCUACGAAAGAUCAAGAAGAUGAAGAUAAAAGCGCCUUUUUUGACGCUUUUGAAAGUUUGACUACUUUACGAUCGUUACAGGAGGAAUUCUCAUCUUCAUCUUCUUCUAAACACUCGAAGGCUUACGUUGAGUCGUUACUCCAAAAGCAAAACCAUUUUUCUGAGGAAAAUUUGCAACUAGAAGAAGAGAUAUUGGACCUCAAUCAAAAUAUUCAGAAGGAACGUGUUUUGUUGCAGUCGAUUGAGCCGGCAUCCCAAGAAGUUGCCGCGAAUCUUUUGCAGCAUUCUUCUAAAAAUGACGUCUAUCGUGAUUCUAUGGAAAGUACCCAUCAAGAACUGAGGAUGGAAAAAAGUCGAUGGGAAAUCUUACGCAACGUUGUUCAAGUGAUUAUCUUGGAAUCUGGUUUAUCUUUUGCUGACAAUGAGCACCUACUUUCCAUCAUGGAAGAAUGUGGGGAGCAAAACUAUGAUCAUACAGUUUAA
Messenger RNA from Schizosaccharomyces osmophilus, 678 nucleotides. RefSeq names its product CENP-H-like protein Fta3 (gene fta3). Gene Ontology annotation, biological process: kinetochore assembly. The record is from RefSeq and is a predicted model, not a curated record. The transcript has a single exon. Gene Ontology annotation, cellular component: kinetochore. Lineage: Eukaryota; Fungi; Ascomycota; Schizosaccharomycetes; Schizosaccharomycetales; Schizosaccharomycetaceae. Bases 1 to 678 code for a protein of 225 amino acids.